UCAAAGGAGGAUUCCAAGAAUACCGUUAGCUCAAUGGAUUCUCUGUCCAAGAAAGAAACAAAGAAACCAGUCAACCAAGAAAGAAACAGCCCCAGUGCCGUGAAUUCAGGCUUGAGUGCCGAUCAAGAACAGAUUUCAAACAAGAAUUCCAAGAAGACAGUGGAUUCUCGGUCCAAAAAAGAAUCAAAGAAACCAGUCAACCAAGAACCCUCUGAAUUGCCACAAAAUUUCAAGAACUUCAGUGAUAUGGGUGGCAGCAGGAUCACUCUACUUAUCGAAAAAACUCUCUAUCACUCGAAUUUGAAUCCGCGACAAAACCGGCUUUCAAUACCGUCACAGCAGGUCAAGGACAAAGAUUUCUUGCUUCCCACGGAACUAGAAAUUCUGGAGGAGAAAAAGGGAAUAAAAGUGAAAUUGAUCCAACCCUCGCUAGAAACCACCGAGUUGACUUUGAUUAAGUGGUUCAUGCACAAGGGCCCAGAGUCAGAGAAAGUAAGCAUAUCCUACAUUCUGAGGUCAAAUUGGGUCAAAGUUGCAAAGGCUAACAAUCUAGAAAAGGAUGAUGUUGUUCAAGUUUGGUCAUUCCGAGUUGACGAGAAAUUAUGCAUGGCAAUUGUCAAGCUUUGAUUUAUUGUUUAAUUCUGUUUUUCUUUAAUCAUUUUUAGCCUAAUUUGCUAAUUGCGGGAACUAUGUCAGAUAGAUCCCAAAUGAACUUUGUUAGUUUUUUCUUCUUUUUGGCUAGAAUGGUUGAUAAAAUUAUCUUUAUUACAGGUGGAAGAAUCAAUUACAUGUUUUUAUGUUUUCUUUUAAUUAUAAAGUUUAUUUGUUUUACAUUUUAAAUAUGAAGCGACAAGCCUAUUUACAAAGCAUUUUAUAGUAACUAGUUAACACUGUGGAAGGGUGUUGAUUAUAAAACUAUAGAAAUUACUAAUUAGAGAGUAUUGGCCUCGAAGAAGAUUAAAUGUAUAUUACUUUGAGAGUGAAUUCAAUGGAACAGUACAGCAAUAUUAGCCUCCAUAAAGGUCUUCUAUUCUGAUAUUUGGUUUAGAUUUUUUUCCCUUAAACUUCUUGAUUUUCUAUUUUUGUUAUGAUUUUUAUUUCUGUUAGACAAUUUUAUAACUAUUCAUAUUGGGGUGAAACAGAUCUUAGGUUUGUUACGGUGAGUUGGAUUAUUUUUUCACGGUGAAGUUGGAUUAUUUUCUCUCAUAAUUUAUGUGAUUCGCUCAUCAUAAGGUCUACUGCAAUAUUGUUGUAUUCAGUAGUCUUGACAAGAGUUGGUAUUCAUCCAUAGUUUAUAUGUUUAGUCAAAUUUUCUAAUAAAUAGUUACAGGGAAGUGCGUUAGAAUUGUUGUAGAUGACUCUCUCUAAAAUAUUUUAAAUCUAGUAACAUGUAGUUCCAAAACCAGUUUACAUUUUUCAAUAUUGUGGGACAGAAUUGCAGAAUAAAUAAAUAAACAAA
Arachis ipaensis is the source of this 1459-nucleotide messenger RNA. Lineage: Eukaryota; Viridiplantae; Streptophyta; Magnoliopsida; Fabales; Fabaceae. The record is from RefSeq and is a predicted model, not a curated record.